GCUCAACAUGAGAGCGACCUUCUUCAAAAUCUCCCACGAGUCUCUCGACCAGUGUCCUCAUGCCGCCUUUAAGUCUUUGGUCUACGUCUUAGCGUUUUUCCAUGCUGUAGUCCAGGAGAGGAGGAAGUUUGGGAAGAUCGGUUGGAACGUGCCCUACGAUUUCAACGAAUCGGAUUUCCAGGUCUGCAUGGAGAUCCUCAACACAUACUUGACCAAAGCUUUCCAGCAAAACGAUGACAAAAUCCCCUGGGGAAGCCUGAAGUAUCUCAUCGGAGAGGUGAUGUACGGCGGGCGAGCCAUUGACAGCUUCGACCGGCGCAUCCUUACUAUUUACAUGGACGAAUACCUGGGAGAUUUUAUCUUUGAUACGUUCCAGCCCUUCCAUUUUUUCUACAAUGACGAAGUUGAUUACCGAAUCCCCGAAGGGACGUCGAAGGACGAUUAUGUGGAAGAGAUUGAGUCCCUACCCCUAGCCAACACGCCGGAGGUGUUUGGCUUGCACCCGAACGCUGAAAUUGGGUACUAUACCCAGGCAGCCCGCGACAUGUGGUCCCAUCUGUUAGAGCUACAGCCCCAAACAGGGGAAUCCGGUGCUGGGAUCAGCCGGGACGAGUACAUUGGUCAGGUUGCCAAGGACAUUGAGAAUAAGCUGCCCAAGGUUUUCGAUCUGGAUCAUAUCAGGAAGGUUUUGGGCAUCGACAUCUCACCGACGACGGUGGUGCUGCUGCAGGAACUGGAGAGGUUCAACAAACUCAUCGUCCGGAUGACCAAGUCUUUGGCCGAGCUGCAGAGAGCCUUGGCUGGGGAGGUUGGCAUGAGCAACGAACUGGAUGAAGUAGCCCGGGCUCUCUUCAACGGUCAGAUUCCAAACAUCUGGAGGAAGUUGGCUCCUGAUACGCUGAAGACCUUGGGCAACUGGAUGAUUUAUUUUAAGAAUAGGUUUCUCCAAUACACCUCGUGGGUAAGUAGACACGACACCUUUGCAGCACUCUUGUUAAGUGGGGGAGAGGCCUGUGCUUUGGGGUAA
Messenger RNA from Notechis scutatus (mainland tiger snake), 1027 nucleotides. The record is from RefSeq and is a predicted model, not a curated record. Lineage: Eukaryota; Metazoa; Chordata; Lepidosauria; Squamata; Elapidae.